Molecule: messenger RNA, 1017 nt
Organism: Gregarina niphandrodes
Lineage: Eukaryota; Apicomplexa; Conoidasida; Eugregarinorida; Gregarinidae
Product: transcription factor subunit Med10 of mediator complex protein
Exons: 1
Coding region: 1-1017 (338 amino acids)
Biological process (GO): regulation of transcription by RNA polymerase II
Cellular component (GO): mediator complex
Molecular function (GO): transcription coregulator activity
Source: RefSeq, a predicted model, not a curated record
AUGAACGAUGGGGUCAAUGAUGAGCACGAAGAGGCUAUGGAGUCCGGUGGUGGUGGUGUGGAAAUGGUUGUGAAGCAGCUGAUAGAAGCUGUUGGAGAUUUGUCGGUUGUAGCACGUACUUUGGAGCGUUGGCCUAUUUAUGCGCCUCCUUUAGGAGUUUCUCAAGAGCGGCAGGACUCCGAACGUCAAAAAUUCGAGAGGGCCGAAAUCAAGGGGAGACAGCGUAUAGCGGAGCACUUGCGGCGGUUUAUGAGAAAGAGCCGUCGAGUAUGUGAGAUCGUCUCUCCAACGUUUGACUUAACCAAUUUACCGCAAGACCUUAUAAACCACGUCGAUGCGUAUUUAUCGCCGAAUCUAUGGCUCCGUGGAUUGGUAACGGAAGUGCAGUAUGCUAACGACAUCACCCGAGGAGAAUUGGUUGCAUUGGGCUCUAUGCAUUCCACACUCACGUUUUACCUCAACGUUGUUAAACAAUUAAAUGCAACGGAAGGCAGUACAGUUACCGUUCCGGAUUUCUCUUUACCGUUCCUACCGCCUACCGUGCUGCGCCCUCCAGUGGUCUAUGAUGCUAACACCAAUAACAUAAGCAUUCCACACAUCCUAAAAAUGUUGAUUAAACCUAUUACGCCGUACGACCUGCGCCAGGACCCUAAGGAACCCAAUCAGGUAUUGUUCCCCCCGGAAAUCACCGGUAACGACCAAGAUGAGGGACCAGGGGGAGAUGGCGCGGUGAACGAAGAAACCGCGAUGCUGAACAACCACGAAGCCGACGACGAAGACGGUGGGACUCCAGCAGCAGACGACGAAGACAGAGCUCGAGCUGCUAAUGACGGACAACCCCGCGGGCAACCUGCUACAGGCAACCCAGUAGACCAAGCGCGGUCGACAGCCCCGGGCGACGGCGAAGGUUUGUUAAGCGCUGCAUCGGGGAAGGCGUCCACAUCGCAGCGAGAGAAACGCGAACUGGAAGAUGUCAGCGAAACUAGUGCUGGCUCCAAAAUUCGACGGGUAAUUUGA